Molecule: messenger RNA, 1836 nt
Organism: Peronospora belbahrii
Lineage: Eukaryota; Oomycota; Peronosporomycetes; Peronosporales; Peronosporaceae
Source: the annotation of a GenBank genome assembly
AUGACGCCGUAUGUACCACCGGAAUGGAGCACAAGAGGUCGUAAUGUACAUGGAAUUUACUUGGAAGUGAUUAAAAAUGGUCGUAUACUAGAAAAGGUUCCAUUACCUCGAUCGAAAGGUUCUAGUUUUAUCCUAAUUGGUCGUAGGGAAAAUGUCUGUGAUUUAUUACUUGUCCAUUCAUCUAUUUCUCGACUUCAUGCAGUAUUACAGUUUAAUGAACAAGGAAUCCUUUAUCUCUAUGAUUUACAUAGUACACAUGGUUCAUAUGUAAAUAAGAAACAAGUUGUAUCGAAAGAGUUUAUACGAGUACAGAUUGGAGAUAUACUUGCAUUUGGAGACUCUACAAGACUGUAUGCCGUUUGCGGGCCACAGGAGCUUUUACCAGUUGAAUACGAGUCUGUAAAGUUGGCAAGUUUUCGAGAAAAAGUGAUCAAGGAACGAGAGGAAGAACAUGGAGCUUCGUGGGGAUUUAGACAAGAUGCAGAAGAAGAAGAUGAUGAUGAUGCUGCUGAUGGAGGAGGAGGAGGAGGAAGAAGAGACAGUGACGAAGAAGGAGAUGGUGGGAAAGAGGAGUUACCAGAUUAUUUACGUAAUUUGAAGGAUGAGGAUCAACCGUACAAGUCUAGUGUGAGUCAAUUGCAGAUUAAUGAGAAAGAUCAGCGAUUGUAUCAGCAAUUACAAUCUCGUAUUCGCAAGAUGGAAAACAUAAAGCUUGAAACAUCGAGGAUUCUAGCAAAACAAAAUCAGCUGGAUGGAUUGUCAGAGGGACAGCAAAAUACGUUAGAGCGGAAUGAACAACGCAUUGCGACAUUAAUGAAGGAGAUUGAUGAUCUUGAAGCACGGAUUCAUGCAAAGAAUGAUCAGCGGACAAAGACUCGAGGCGUAUCAGGUACUGCGACGAGGAGGAAACGCAAUCGGAACGACGAGCUGUACGGGUACAGCAGUGACGAAGAUGACUUCUAUGAUCGGACUAAGGCUAAUCAACAGAAGCUUGCAAUGCGAAAGCAAAAGAUAACGAGUUCGACCGACGAUUCUAGUGGAAAUGCAGCAAAAAAAACUGCGAGAGUACCGAAGAGCGAGAUUCUGACUGCAGACUCGAUUCAGGCCAAUGUCAACAAGCUUGAAGCAGAACUUGCAAAGCUUCAAGACCAGCUGACCGCUGCGUCUACAAUGGCUUCGGAUAAUCAAACUAUACGUGAGGACAGUAAGCAAGAAGAGCAAGCGGACUCAUUAGAUUCUUUCAUGGCCGUAGCAACCACACAGCUUCAUGUAAACGAGGUAGACACACUAACAAAACGAAAGGAUGAGGUGGAGAUGGAAUUAAUGCGUCAACGACAACUACUCGCAGUGGCAACGCCGGCGUUAGCAGCGAUACCAAUCCAAAAGCCGUUAGUCAAAACAGUGACAAAUCCUGUCGGAUGCAGCUCGUCAGAUCUUUCGUCAGAAGUACAUGUAGAGCCAUCACAUCCAGUUUCUGCCGUUGAGAAGAGGACAACUGAACCUGUUGCAACAGCAGCUAGAAAUGACGAUUCAGCACCAGAUAACAAGUGCGAGACAUCUGAGACGAAGACUGCUUCCAUUGGCAAGCCAAAAACAAGGUCGGCUGCUUCACACGAGUCCCGGAAGACGGCAGGAAAAACUGAGCCAAGUGUGCCGAAACGACGACGAAUUGUCGGUCCAGCAGUGGGCCCUCCCCCGCAAAUGAAACCCAGCGGAAGCGAUGAGAAGCAUACCGAUGACUCGAAAACUCUAGAAGGAGGCGAUCAGGUGUGGGUCCCGCCGACAAACCAGACUGGCGAUGGCCGCACCAAGCUGAACGACAAGUAUGGCUACUAG